AUGCUUUCAUCAUUCCGAAAACAGGACAAAAAGGAUGAAGAAUCGGGGACAAGUGGAAAUCCAUAUAAGAAUAUUGAAAAAGCAUCUGUUCUUCAAGAAGCUCGUACAUUUAAUGAAACACCUGUAAACGCACGAAAAUGUAUUCAAAUAUUAACAAAAAUUAUUUAUAUGAUUAAUCAAAAAAAAAGAAAUAAAUAUUUUUAUUUUAAGGGAGAACAACUAGGUCAAACAGAAGCAACAGAAACAUUUUUUGCUAUGACAAAAUUAUUUCAAUCAAAAGAUGUAAGUUUAUUUAAAAAAGUGAAAGUUAUUUUUCUUGAAGAUUAUUGAAUUUUUUUGUUCCAAAGAUUAUUCUAACGAUAAACGUAAUAGAGAGAAU
Molecule: messenger RNA, 379 nt
Organism: Rotaria sp. Silwood2
Lineage: Eukaryota; Metazoa; Rotifera; Eurotatoria; Philodinida; Philodinidae
Source: the annotation of a GenBank genome assembly